This is a messenger RNA of Engraulis encrasicolus (European anchovy), 2896 nucleotides long. RefSeq lists its product as uncharacterized. The coding region runs from base 54 to 2120 and encodes 688 amino acids. Gene Ontology annotation, molecular function: nucleic acid binding; zinc ion binding. The transcript has 2 exons. NCBI's taxonomy places the organism in Eukaryota, Metazoa, Chordata, Actinopteri, Clupeiformes, Engraulidae. The record is from RefSeq and is a predicted model, not a curated record.
UGUCGUGGCCACACGUGAAAUCAGAGGAUGCUAAGUCGCUACAGGAAUAUGCAAUGUUUAUUAGGAGCUGUUGUAAUGCAAUGGAUGAAAUGUGUUACAUGGAAGAGCUGGACACUGUAUCCACCAUGAAGGGCAUUGUUGGAAAACUUCCAUUCAAGUUGAAGGAGAGAUGGCGCAGCAAGGCCUUUGACCUCCAACAAGAAAGGCAAAGCAGGGUAAGGAUCUUAGACCUUGUCUCAUUCAUGGAAGAUCAGGCUCGCAUAGCAGGGGACCCAAUGUUUGGCGAUCUUCUAGGCCAGCCAACUACAGGUAAAUCUAAAGCCCCUGCUAAGCCCCAGCCAUCUAGUAGUAGCUACUUCACUAGUGUAACUCUUCCUCCUAAAGUGCCAAAGUCCAACACUUCAUGUCACUUCUGUAGCUCAAAGCAUGCACUAGACCAGUGCAAAAGGUUUAAGGAGAAGGCCCAAAGAGACAAGCUCAAUUUUCUUAAAGCCAAGGGCAUAUGCUUUGGAUGUCUCACCCCAGGGCACAUCAGCAAAGACUGCAGUAGGCGUCUGACCUGUAGCAUGUGCAAGCAAAGCCAUCCAAGCAUCCUCCACAUUGAACCCAAGGACAAUGGACAGAACAGGAAAAUGGAGAUCUCAUCUGAUGUAGGUAGUGCAGCAGAAUUAUGUUGUCAUAUGGGGGCCGGAGACAAUGAGUGUACACUUUCCAUCAUCCCAGUUAAUGUCAGGGCAGCAAAGGGCAGCCAAGUCAUUCAGACAUACGCUCUACUGGAUCCCGGGUCUUCUGCCACCUUCUGCUCUGAAGAGCUCAUGACACGCCUCCAUGCAAGAGGAAAGAGGACCAACAUCCGUCUGCGCACAAUGAACCAGGUGACCUCCUUUCCAACCCAUGUCUUAUCAGAACUAGAAGUUUCAGCACUGGACAGCGACAACUUCUUUCACCUUCCUGACACCUUCACACAAAAGGAAAUGCCAGUAACCACCAGCAGCAUCCCCAAGCAGACAGACCUGGCGCAUUGGGCGCAUUUGAGUAAGGUCACCAUUCCCUCUGUUAAUUCUAAAGUAGAGCUGUUGAUUGGCACAAAUGCUCCACACUUGCUAGAACCAUGGGAGGUGGUAAAUAGUCAGAAUGGGGGUCCCUGGGCUUGUAGAACAGUUCUGGGGUGGGUGAUAUUUGGGUCACUAAGACCUGCUGCUGGCGGUGAAGGAACAGUGACGGUUAAUAGGAUUUCUGUCAAACAAUUGGAAAAUCUGGUGGCCUCAGAGGACAAUCCACCGGAGCAAAAGGAAAAACCGUCUAUUGGAGACACAGCUUUCUUGACCAAGGCAAACAAGGCAGCAUUGGAAAAUGGGCUUUGCAGCUCAACACUGCCCCCUAGGAAAAUUAAUGUGCCCACAUCAAGCCAUAGGAAAACUGGAGAUCAUACACACAGUGUUAAAAGGAAAAUGAAGAUUGGACACUUCAAACAGGAACCUGCAAACAUUGCUGAAGGCACCUCACAGGUAAAACCCAUGCAGCCACCUGGAAAGACACACAAUGUCAUGUCACCAAAAACAAAAGAAAGCAAGCCACCACUACAUCCAAGCCAAGCCACUCUGCCUGUUGAAGGAACAUUGGAAUCACAGAGGGGUGAAAACUUUCACUUCAAAUUCCAGGCAAGUCAGAAAUCUCAUAACUGCACAGGCAUACUUUCAGUUGUCAUUUUUGUCUUUGCACUCUGCUUUCUUGGUCUUCUCAUCUCUCCAGCCAAGCAGCUGCUACAGGAGCCCACCACAUCAUCAUCUCCCCAAGCUGAUGCCAGUAACAUUGCAGUGCCAGGAUUGGAGCUGGCAGCCACUGCACUACUGGAGAAGGAGGACCGGAUGCUGAGGAGAGGACUACCCCUGGACAUGGAGUCAUCAGUCUUCUGGAAAAAAGAACAACCCAUCAUCUCAAAGCACCACCCAUGCGAAGUGGAACCUGAAGGCAGAAGAUGGUCAGAACCCGAGUUGGUGGACAGCGCAUCACAGGAAAAGGACAAGGCAGAUGCUGAAUCCCGAUGCUCUACAAUGAUCCAGGCCACCAAGAGGAAAGAUGAAGACCACAUCCGAUGCAAGAAACCUGGUCCAGGCUGAAAAGCUGAAGACCAAGAUGUCAGUCCUUCAGAGGCCCAUGACCUAGCUGUACCGCAUCCUGGAGGCUGACGAUGAAACCCUGGCGAUGAUGCCCAAUGAUGUUCCUGAUCACAUUACACAGGAAAGUAAUGUUAUCAUUCAUCAUUCGUCAUUGAAUUGUACAUACUUUAUUGAUAUUUACAUAAAUCAGUUAUUAAUAUUAAUCAGUUAUAAACUGCCCUAUUGGGCUACUUUUUGUUAUGCAUUCAAGUACUUGAUACUCGGCUCCCUUUUUUUGUAUAUUUUAAGUAAUUGGUUCUUAGAGAACAAUUGGGGGCCGGUGUGUAGGAGCCGCAUUGACAUUUAUUUUUGCUUGAGCUCAUAUUUUGUUGUUUUCUGUAUUUGCGAGACUGCGCCCUCUACAGGUGGUGAAUGGUGCCACCGUGAUCGCAUAAAUGGAUGCCAACCACGCAUGACUGGAGGAGAGCAGGCCGCAGGAUACAGUCAUUUGACCUCGCUCGCUUGUCACUCGUUAACCUGACUGAAAUAUACUCUGCUUACCUGCAUUAAGAUUGGCUUUGCUCUGCAGUUGUGUAAUUUCAAAGACUUUAAUCAUUUUGCAUCCCAUUGCAUCCUUUUGUUUGUAUUUAUUUUAUUUUGUAAUAAAACCCGGCAACAUAAUGGACAAAACCAUCUCCUUGGAUCUUUAAGAGUGUGAGUCUGACACUGUGGAACCUGCCUCUUCAUCUCUGGGCAAAACAGAUAGGACUUCUGCUACAGGGAAAGCAAAAACCUGU